This is a messenger RNA of Paralichthys olivaceus (Japanese flounder), 4012 nucleotides long. Lineage: Eukaryota; Metazoa; Chordata; Actinopteri; Pleuronectiformes; Paralichthyidae. The record is from RefSeq and is a predicted model, not a curated record.
GCAGGUCAGCAGGGGUCAUGAGGGUGUCGAAGGCCCCGGUCGCUGUUCAGAGCAGCUGAAGCCGACAUGGGCAGAGAAGUCUCGGAUGGCAACGAUAGGCUCAGCCUCAUCGACUUCACCAGCUACAUCCUCCUUCGCCACAACCCCCACUGGCUUCGAAUCAAGUUCUCUCCCAGCACCUCCCAGUAAGACUUUGCAAUGAGAAUGUCCGAUACCGCCGACAGUGAAGCAACGAAGGUUUCCGAGGCCACUGACCCGGCGUCAUCUCCAAAUGACAACGCCACCAAGUCUGAGGUUUCAGACCCCAGCCAGAGCUGCAGAGAUGAGCAAGGCAGCAACAGUAAGAGGGACGUACAGCCUGUGAAGUACUCUAAGUCCAACACCAGGCUAAAGCUCGUGCGGAGCCUGGCAGUGUGUGAAGAGUCCUUCCCUUGCCCUAUCCCUGAGCCUUCAGCAGCACCUCAGGAUGGAUUCCUUCUCCAGCCCUUUGAAAAGGAAGAACGAGGUAUGCAGGACCAAGCUGAGAAAGAGGACGUCUGUGACAAGGUGGAAAAACCCGAGAAAACGCAGAGGAAAAGGCUGUCGAGAGAUUCCAGUCAAGACUACACAGAUUCAACUGGCAUAGAUCUCCAUGAGUUCCUGGUCAACACACUGAAGGGCAACCCUAAGGAUCGAAGCAUGCUUCUGAAACUUGAACAGGACAUCUUGGACUUCAUCAGCAAUAACGAAAGUCAAAAGAGAAAGUUUCCACCCAUGACGCCUUACCAUAGGAUGCUGUUACAUCGAGUGGCAGCCUACUUUGGAAUGGACCACAAUGUGGACCCCAGUGGAAAAUCAGUGGUUAUCAACAAAACCACCAACACUAGAAUACCCGAUCAGAAAUUCUCCGAGCACAUCAAGGAUGACAGGGCGGACGAUUUUCAGAAACGCUACAUUCUCAAACGAGACAACUCCAGCUUUGAUCGUGAAGACAGCACGAUUCGAAUGCGUUUGAAAGCUGACAAGAGGAGCAAAUCGAUGGAGGAGCGGGAGGAGGAGUACCAGCGAGCCAGAGAAAGGAUAUUUGCACAUGAUGUAGAUCACUAUAUACUAGAUAGAAGUGCGCAGGAUGAAGAUGCAUGCAUGAGCACCCAACAGAGGCGGCAAAUGUUCAGGCUACGGGCCGGCCGGUCAGGUGCCAGCAGACAGAGCAGCUCAGAGACAGAAACGCGGCACGGCGAGCCUCGGCCGUGGAGCAGCACCGACAGCUCGGACAGCUCCAACCGGCUCGCCCCGCGCCCCGCCAUGACCAAGGCCAGCAGCUUCAGUGGCAUCUCCCCGGGCCUCGUCCGAGGGGACAGCACAGCCAGCAGCAAGAGCACCGGGAGGCUCUCAAAAACAGGUUCAGAAUCAUGCAGUAGCGUCGGGUCCUCGUCCAGCUCGCUAUCCCGUCCACAGCUGCCUCUCCCAGUUUCAGCAGCGACCCGAUCCAACAUCCUCAACACGCAAUUAAUCCACCCGGCCGCUGACACCAGAGGCCCUGGACACCCUGAGAUGAUCAAGAGCAUCCCCUCGCAGCCACCACCCGCUUUAGACACAACCAACUUCUACGUGUUGCCGUUGGAACCCUCAGCGAUACCACCCGGCAGCGUUCUAGUCAAUCCACACACAGGCAAGCCUUUCAUCCAUCCCGAUGGCAGCGCUGUAGUUUAUAACCCGGCAAGCAUCGUCCCCGCUGCUGGCAGGAAUCCACAGCAGGGGAAACCCCCACAGCAGCCGAUCUCUGCCGCAAGCCAGCAGCAGACGACCAAUCAUCUGCACUCCCAGCCGAUCUGUCCUCUCCAGCCGUCCUCUGAGCCUGUCCACAACCCAAUGGUCUCUUAUCCUCUUCCUCCUUCUCAGUUCCUGCCCAUCUGUCCUAACCAACAGUACACUGUGCCUGACGUCCUGAACGCCCAGUUCAGUCACAUGACUCUGACGCAGCAGCCGCCCAGCGACAGCGGAGCCACAGCUCAAGACACCCGCCACUAUCCGACUGUAUACCACCACCACCACCACCCCUCCCCUCUGGUACUGCAGGGAGCCCCUCCGCAGCAGGUUACUGGCUACAUGAUGGCAGGGCCAUCAGGAGGACACUCAGGGGUGCUGCAGGGUCAUCCCAUCCCACUCCCAACUCCAGGCCCCAACCAAGCAUAUCCCAGCUCCACACCGGGCCCCAAUGCUUUUCCCGGGUCCGCGUUGAACCCGCCGUUCCAGCAGCAUGCUUACUUCCAGCAGCCUGUACAGCAGAUGUCCACAUGUUACUGCUCUUCAGCCCACCACCCACACUGCUCCACUCAGCAUCAUCAUCAUCAUCAGCAGCAGCAGCAUCAGCAGCAGCAGCACCACCACCACCACCACUACCGACCCCCCGUCAACACGCUGCCCUAUAACUGCCCUCAGAGCCAAAACCUGCCCCAGCAACAAGUGCACCAAGCAGUGAUGCCAAACCCAGCGUCCAGCUACCAGACUGUAGUGGGCGUGCAGCCAACACCCAACCUCGCCCUCACUGGCAACCAGCAAAGCAAUAUGGGCAACCAGAUGCAAGGCAUGAUGGUCCAGUACCCUCCAAUGCAGUCUUAUCAGCAGGUUUCUCUGCCACAGCAGACGUACCAGCAGCCAGUGUUUGUGUCCUGCCAGCCGGGACAGGGGGCAAUGGCUGUUGCUGGCAUGUCGCCCUACUACAGCCUGCUCCCCCAGAACCAGCACACCACCAUGAGUUCAACAGUGAGUUUCCUGCCCACCCAGAUGAUGGAGCAGCUCCAGUUUCCCCAGUCCUCGUCCCCUUGUGUCUCCCAGCAGCACCCAGGCCAACAGUACGCAGGGUUGUUACCACCGGCCCCCAGCAGUGGCAUGGUGAUGCUGCAAAUGACAGCGCCCCCAUGCCAGCAGCCCCGGGCCCCCUCCCCCUGCCAGCGGAAACAGCCCGGCUACAAACACCCAGGGCCCGAGAACCAGCGCAGCCGCAGGCCUGCUGAGCUCCCACCGCUUCCAGACAUCACCCAGAGCAGCCUGCCCUCGUCCCCGGCGCUCACUCCCUCGCCAGGCCAGCUGCCCAGCGUCAAGGGCCUCCCACCAGGCAUCUCGCCCAUCCCUGUCAUGGCCCACCACCCCCAGCUCCCUACAGCCUUCUGCCACAGUGGACAAGGUGAAGCCCACUACUCUCUACUGGGCCAACCUCUGCAUUACAAACCCUCCAUCAGACAUCCGCUGAUCAACACUGCCCACAUGGUUACCAAACACCAGGGUCCACUGGGGGUUUGGCGUAGCGGUCAUGGGAGGAAGGCCAGCAGAAAAUCUCUGUCUUCAGAUCUCAGUGUAGGUGAAGCAGGUAAUAGGAAGUCCAGAGGGAGGCUUGAGUUCAGGGAACCUCGUGUCACCGGCAGUCAGACCUCUUCUCUACGGCAAGAGGCGCCCGAUAUCAACCUUGUAUAGCUUCAUAGCUAUGUGCAGGAAUUCAGGCAAUAUGCUGUCAAACAUCAGGUUUGAAGACGCCAGUCAUAAAACGGAAACGAAUCCCGUGAUAAAUCCAGCUGCUGCGUCGUCUGUUUGGCAGAUUACCUGAAAUAACGCCACAUUUCUUUAUUGUGUCAGAAUAUGCUUGCUGCGCUCCGUUGCUGUGCGAGCAGGCGUCGUGUUUGUAAAUGUAAGCAGAAUAAAUUACAGACGGGGCAGAAUCCACACCUGGCAGUGCAACCUGCAGCCCUGGCGGUAUUGGUGCUGAAAGAAAUGUGCUGAUUAUUUCAAAUAUUGUGGCGUAAUUAUUUUUUUUGCACUCGCUGAGCUGUUUAUUUUUUCUGCAUUAUUCAGGUGCUCACGUCAACAAUCCCUCCAUUAGAAACAAUCUUAUUUUUUUAUAUUUUAAUCAAUCAAGAAGCAUUAAAAACACAGCUAUUGCUUUAUAUUAUUUUUCUUGAGCACACUGCAACAGGUUUGACCGUCGAUCGAACCCGAACACUUAAAAGCUGACUGCAGCAGUUUAUUGAAGCCUCCC